GCACACCACCAGGGUAGCUUUAAGCAUACACAUGCGUUGACGGGCAAUUGCUUCAGAAAUUCAAUUCACAAUGAGCGGACUAGUUGCAUAUGACAGCAGUGAUGAUGAUGCAAGUGAGACGGGCUCAUCAGCACCCCAGAUAUUGCCUCCAGUGUCCAAAACAGAAUUGCACACACAAGGAGAGGCGAACACAAAGGCAAACACUCAAGAUAUUCAGACCUCAAAAAAGACACACCAAGAACCACCAUCACAACCUGCGCCAACGAUACCACUACCGAUAUCAAGUCAAGAUAACGAGCCAAUUGGUCCAUCAUUACCUUCACUGGAUAAUCCCGAGCCUACAGUCCAAGAUGCCCAAGACGCACCGUCACCAUACUCAUCUAAUCGCAGUCUUCUUCACGACCUCACCCUACCCGCCGUCCCAGACUUUGACAUUCCACCCUCGCCGCCAGGAUCGCCACCACCUGCUACCAAUAAGAAAUUCGAGCAAUUUCUAACACUGAAAAAGAAAGGAACGCACUUCAAUGCUAAGCUCGAAAAUUCAGCGGCUAUGCGAAACCCGGCCCUGGCGAGCAAACUACUUGCCUUUGUCGGGAUGCCGGAUGGGGAUCCGGCGCAGUACGAAACAACGCUUAGCCCUGAGCUGUGGAACCCCGGCGGAUUCCCAGAGGAGGCAUUUAGAGGCAAGCUGCGUAGAGCACGCGACAAGCUGGCCAAGGAACGUGAGGCUGAGCGAGCGUCUGGCAAUAGAAGCACGGUGGAGUUUGUACCGGCUAUCGAGGCUGGUGGGACAGCCUCGUCGAGCAGGAAAUGAGAGGUUGUACUCUUUAUCCUUGUUGAAUGGGGAUUCUAUCAUACACAUCUAUAGACUCUGUACAUAUCACUAGUUGUGUUAAGGUAAUGAAACAUAUUCACUGUUGGGCGAGAAAGGGCAAUUUGAGUUUAGAGCAUUAGAAUUCAGUGACCAAGUACGUAACAACAACCUAUUCUGAACAAAGUACACUAAAAGGUAUCAUCAAUUCUCGACCGCGUCGCUUCGUAUAACAAAUCGUUCGUAGCGCGGCAAAACAUAUUCCCAUCAUACAAUCAGCGCGGGGUGACAAUCCAAAACAACAAGUGCCCAGAGAGACACGAAAAGCAAAAGCUGACUCCAAAAACAAAAGUGCCACUGGCGAGACACACAAAGACCCCCGUUCAACGGGAAACUCAAUGUACACAAAAAUUAAUCCACCUAGAAUAGGGGCCCGCGUGUUCCAGUCAUGUCGACAUAGUCAAAGGUGACAAGACAAGCAUUUACGAGCUCUUGGGGCAGAUAUUGGAACCAAGAGAAGCCGAGAGAACCUCGCCAAUGUUAACCUCGACAGUCUGGUUGACCUGGUGGAGAGCGUUGCCGAAGUAAGGGAGAUCCUGACCAUGGUUGUUGACAGAUACGCCCUGGAGAACCAGGGGGUUGGGCUUGCCACACUGAUCGCCGGUGGAGACAAGGUAUGAGACAACAUCGCCCUGGUUAAGGCGGCCACGAGUCUGGACCUUGUUCUCGCCUGGAGCAAGGUUGAAGUUGUCAAUGAAGAGCUUGCCGAGGAGAGCGCCAGCAGGAGAGUAGUUGUUGAAAGUGGCGUUGCC
Molecule: messenger RNA, 1623 nt
Organism: [Torrubiella] hemipterigena
Lineage: Eukaryota; Fungi; Ascomycota; Sordariomycetes; Hypocreales; Clavicipitaceae
Source: the annotation of a GenBank genome assembly